Molecule: messenger RNA, 10668 nt
Organism: Grus americana (Whooping crane)
Lineage: Eukaryota; Metazoa; Chordata; Aves; Gruiformes; Gruidae
Gene: SLC7A3
Product: solute carrier family 7 member 3
Exons: 16
Coding region: 8067-9977 (636 amino acids)
Biological process (GO): amino acid transport; transmembrane transport
Cellular component (GO): plasma membrane
Molecular function (GO): amino acid transmembrane transporter activity
Source: RefSeq, a predicted model, not a curated record
UGCGUGGCGGCGGGACGGGUGCGGGUGGGCCUCCUCUGCGACACGGGGCACUACGCGGCGGCGCUGAGGAGGGAGCGGUUUGCGGCAGCGGGAUGUGGCGGCCGGAGCAUCCGCCGGCGGGCUCAGGCUCGCUGGGCUGCCCCGACCUGCUGCGGCACGUAGGCAGCCCGUGCUCGCCGCUAUCCCCGCUCUACCUCGGCUUCUUCGAGGAGGAGUGUCGCGCCAACGCCACCCGCCUGCGCCUCGGCGCUGCGGCGGAGCCUUCGGGGGGCCCGGGGGAGCGCAGCGCCCUGUAGCCCGACGCCGCCGGGCCCAUCACCUCCACGCCGCUGCGCGCCUCGCCUCCCCUCGACGAGGGAGCCUCGGACAGCGCCACACCCGCCGCCCGCCCGAGCACGGAAGGCUGCGAGGCUGCUCCGGGCCCGACCCGUGGGGAGCCCUGGAGCCUCCCGCAGCCCGCCGCCGGCUCUUGCUCCGGCGCAGCGCGGCCCGGCUCCCGCCUCGCCCGCCUGCAGGCCCUGUCCUAUAAGGCAGCACGGCGCGGUGCCGGACAGCCACCCUGCGGCAGGCCAGGCCCCGCGGGCCACCCCCGCUCGGUCACCAGGCUGCGGCAGGCUCGGGUCUCUCCCGGGCACGGGCCUCUCUCGGUCUGGAGCUCCCCAAGGCCGGCAAGGGGCUCGGUGCCCAGGGAACGAGGCUCGCCCAGCCCCCAGGUACCAAGCUGAAGCUGAUGCUAGCUGCCAAGUCCAGGCUUCAGUAUCCAAGUGAGGCUUUGCAGCUGGCUCAACGUUCUGCUAUUCCCAAACGCACCCUCCCAGACACAGAGAUGGAAGGCAGCCCUCCUGGAGGCUCUCCACAGCAAUUCCUACUGUGGCUUCUUGCUCCUGACUGUGACCAUUGAGAAAACUGGCUUCCCCUAAGCGCUUUUGCCUCGGUAAGGCUGACCAGAUGUGGGUGUGUGUGGGGUCCUCCUUUUCCAGUAAGUUGGUUCCUGGCCCAUCUCCAGGGUGUAGGGAUGCAGUUCCCGCUGAGCAGGUAAGAGCCAACUGUGUCCUGGCACCAUGGAGCACCGUUCAGCCUGUGGCUUGGGCCAGCUGUGCCAGAGGUGGAAGGUGGUGAGACCCGAGGCUGCCAAUUUCUGGGCUGGCACCUGAGCUGUUUUAGCCUUUCCCUGGAGUUUACACAAGACCUUGUGCAUUUGCUGCAUGGUUUUACCACCUGUCCAGUGCUCAGGGGACUGCAGGCUUCUGUCCUGUUAAGUUUUAAGGGGCUUUUGAAACAUUCACACCCCCUGUGGCUUGUGGUGUCACUUUUAUACCUCCUGACAUGUUGAACGUAUCCCCAGGAUGGGGCAAGCAGAGCCUGCAGCAUGGUGAGGCUCCAAGGUGUGAAGUUUCCUACCUGCAAAAUAUGUUUGCAUUUGCCAGCAGUUUUAAGGCUCUUUGCUAUGUGGCAGUAGCCUGCCAAAGGGAUCCUUGUGACCCAUGGGCACUGGCAGUUGCUCGCUGACGAGUGAACAGUGGCUCCUUUGCCAGGCACCACUGCUGCAAUGAACACAUCCUGGCAGUGGUCCUGGGGGUGCUAGGUUUGGGGUGUCGGUUGGGCUGCGCUGGAACAGUGCCACGCUCCUGAAGCAGGGGUGAAUGCUGAAACGGGGCCCUGUUCUGACAUGCUGUGGGAGGUGAGCAGGGUGCCCCAAGCAGAAGAACUGCUGGUGUGUGUGUGUUGCCUGCAGAGGUGCUGCUCCUCUACAGCAGGGGCUGGGCUGCAGGUCACUGCAUGGGGGUGACCACUCCCUGCAUCACACUUAACACCCUGCUAUUGCCAGUCUGCAGGUGAUCAGCUGUCCCAGGAGCUGAAGUGUGUGAAGAACAAGCUGGAGCAAGUGAAGGGCGAGCUUGCUGACAAGACUGCCCAGUGUGAAGCUGGUCGCCAGACGAUCUCCUCCUUGCAGGCUCAGCUCAGAGCAGCAGCGAUGAUGGCCCCUGGGACCCCUGGAGCCCUGUGCUGGAAGACCGUGACUGGGGGGAAGAUAAACUGCCAGCCGACCAUGAAACUUGUCCAAGACUUGCUGCUCCAGCUGGAUGCACAUAAGUCUAUGGGGCCCGAUGGAAUUCAUCCCAGGGUACUGAAAGAGCUGGCCAAUGUCAUCGUGGGACCUCUCUCCAUUAUUUCUCAAUGGUUCUGGGAGUCUGGAGAGGUCCCAGUCAACUGGACGCUAGUAAAUAUUGUCCCAAUUUUCAAGGGUAGGAAGGAAGACCCUGGUAAUUACAAGCCUGUCAGUCUCGCUUCAGUGCCUGGUAAAAUUAUGGAGAAGGUUAUUCUGGGAGUUACGGAAAAACACUUGAGACAAUGCAGACAUUGGUCAUAGCCAGCACAGGUCCAUGAGGGGAAAGUCCUUUUAUGACAAGGUCAUCCAUCUAGUUGACCAAAGGAAGCCAGCAGAUGUGGUGGUUUUGGAUUUUAGCAAAGGUUUUGAUGCUGUCUCUCACAGUGUCCUUCUGGAUAAGCUGUCCAGCACACAGCUGGACAAGUCAUAAUAUGUUGGGUGAGCAAUUGGCUGAUGGGUCAGGCUCAAAGGGUAUAAUAAAUGGGGUUACAUCAGGCUGGUGACCAGUCACCAGUGGGGUUCCCCAGGGCUCAGUUUUAGGGCCAGUGCUUUUUAAUGUUUUUAUAAUGAUCUGGAUGCAGGAAUCAAAUGUAUGUUAAGUAAGUUUGCUGACAAUACUAAACUAGGAGGAGCUGUGGACUCCCUCGACAGUAGAGAGGCCUUACAGAGAGAUCUGGAUAGACUAGACAGCUGGACAAUCACCAAUUGUAUGAAAUUUAACAAGAGCAAGAGCCAGAUUCUCCACCUGGGACAGGGCAAUCCUGGUUAUACACACAAAUUGCAGGACGAGGGGCUGGAGAGCAGCCCUGCAGAAAGAGAUCUAGAGGUUUGGGUUGAUGGCAAGUUGAGUCAACAGUGUGCCCUGGCAGCCAAAAAGGCCAACAGUAUCCUGGGGUGCAUCAAGCAUAGCAGCGCUAGCCGGUUGAUGGAGGUGAUUGUCCCACUCUACACUGAACUGAUGCAGCCACGCCUGUACUGUGUGCAAUUUUGGGUGCCUCACUAUAAGAAGGACAUCAAACAAUUAGAGUGUGUCCAGAGGAGGGCAACCAAGAUGGUGAAAGGCCUUGAGGGCAAGACUUAGGAGGAGCGGCUGAGGCCACUUGGUUUGUUCAGCUUAAGAGAAGAGAAGGCUGAGGGGUGACCUUGUUGCAGUCUACAACUUCCUUAAGGGGGGCAGUGGAGGGGGAGCUGCUGAUCUCCUCUCUCUGGUGACCAGCAAUAGGAUACGAGGAAAUGGAAUGGAGCUGCAUCAGGGGAAGUUCAGAUUGGACAUUAGGAAAAGGUUCUUCACUGCAAGGGUGGUCAGUCACUGGAACAAGCUCCUCAGGGAAGUGGUCAUGGCACCAAGCCUGUCAGAGUUCAAGGUGCAUCUGGACAAUGCUCUUAGUCAUACGGUUUAGUUUUAGGUAGUCCUGCAAGGUGCAGGGAGUUGGGUUCGAUGAUCCUUAUGGGUCCCUUCCAACUUUAGAUAUUCUAUGAUUCUAUGCUCCAGUCGUGGAAGGUGAUGGGGCUCCAAGGGCUGAUUCAAAUCUGCUUCUGCAGGGCUUUUUGGCCCCCUUUCGGGGCUGAAGCUACAUCCUACCCUCCUUGGCACUGGCUUUGUGCUCCCUGCCACUGUCUGCCUUCCUGCUGCUCCUGUUGGGACGUGUGCUUGGCUUGCUCCGUGCCUCCGCCUGCUCCCAGCCCUUGGCCUGUGCUGCUGAAUCAGAGCCCUGAAUGGGACGGGAGGAGAGCAGUAGACUGGGAGGUGGGGAUGAGGCAGUGGGAACAUGGAUGCGGAGGUGUGUGUGAGGUCUGGAAGCUGGAGCCAUGUUCAGUGCCCUGGUGCUGGGCUCUGCCCAAAACUGCCUCCCAACAGCUGCGGUUGCAAGAGAGUUUCUGGGAAUAGGUGAGUCUUGAUGUCAUCCCCCCCCUUGCCGCUGUGGGUACCCUGCCUCUGCUUGGCUGGGCUGGGGUGUUCCCCCUGGAGUCCUGCUGUGCCCAUGGUGCUGCUGGUCUUGCCCAAGAGCACCCUCAGCGAUGGAGCUGCCUGCAGUGCCACAGGCAGCCCAGGAGGGAGCAGGAAGCCUUUUUGUCUCCCUGGCCCUUGUGUGUGCAGCCCCGGGGGAGGUGGGGUGGGCAGGCACCUAGCGCAGGGCCUGCAGCACCCUGCCAGGUGCUUCUGUCUGCUCUGCUGCAAAUGGCUGGGAGCCUGUUGCCUCAGUAUCCUCGUCAGUGGUGCUGGAGCAGAGACUUGUCUGCCAUCCAGAGGGACCUUGACAGGCUUGAGAGGUGGGCCUGUGUGAACCGCAUGAAGUUCAGCAAGGCCAAGUGCAAGGUCCUGCACGUGGGUCGACACAAUCCCAGGCACAGCUACAGGCUGGGUGGAGAAUGGAUUGAGAGCAGCCCUAAGGAGGACCACUUGGGGGUGUUGAUUGAUGAAAAGCUCAACAUGAGCUGGCAGUGCGCACUUCUAGCCCAGAAAGCCAACCGUGUCCUGGGCUGCAUCAAAAAUGGUGUGACCAGCAGGUCAAGGGAGGUGAUUCUGCCCCUCUGCUCCGCUCUUGUGAGACCCCACCUGGAGUACUGCAUCCAGCUCUGGGGGCCCCAGUACAAGAAGGACAUUGAGCUGUUGGAGCUAGUCCAGAGGAGGCCAAGAAGCUGAUCGGAGGGCUGGAGCAGCUCUGCUAUGAGGACAGGCUGAGAGAGUUGGGAUUGUUCAGCCUGGAGAAAAGAAGGCUCCAGGAAGACCUAAUUGUAGCCUUCCGGUACCCGAAGGGGGCCUACAGGAAAGCUGGAGAGGGACUGUUUAUCAGUGUAGUGAUAGGACAAGGGAUAAUGGGUUUAAACUAAAAGAGGUCGAUUUAGCUUAGAUGUUAGAAAGAAAUUCUUUACUGUUAGAGUGGUGAGGCACUGGAACAGGUUGCCCAGAGAGGUUGUGGAGACUCCGUCGCUGGAAGUGUUCAAGGCCAGGUUGGAUGAGGCUUUGGGCAACCUGGUCUAGUGGAGGAUGUCCCUGCCCACGGCAGGGGGCUUGGAACUAGAGGAUCUUUGAGGUCCCUUCCAACCCAAACCAUUCUAUGAUUCAAUGAUUCUAUGCCAGGGAGGGGCUGGCUCUCCUUUCGGCAUUGCUGCCUGUUUGAAUGGGUGCUCAUGACAUGCAAGCUCUGGAUUGCAUCAGGAACAGGUUUUUAGGCAACUGGUCCUAGCCUGUGUGCUGGAGAGAGGGCUGCUGGCUCUUGCCUCGCUCCAGGCUGCCUUGCCGACUGCCAAAUGGUUCUCCUGAGACUGGUGUUUCCCAUCACUUAGAGCUGCCUGUUGCUCCCGGAGUUGAGAAGACUGUAGUGGAGCAGUGUUGGCGUUGGCCGGAACUUACUCCCUGCGAAGCACAUGGGGGUCGGGGCAGAGCCUCCCCUCCGUGUCUCGGGCUGAGCUCUGGCUGUGCUCCCUGUGGCAGGGCUGGCCUCCCCGCUGUGCCCCGGCGGAGCGAGGUCGGGGCAGGCUCUGCCUUCCAGGCAUAUCUGGGCUCGGGGGACCCCUAGCCGCCUCCUCCAUGGGGUUUCCUGGGGAAGCACGGCUGAUGCCACCGGCCGCACAGUCCCUUGCCCUAGGCUCGGCGUUGCCGCCCGCAGCAGCCGUACUCCCGGGAGCCGUGCCGUGCCUGGCCCCCUCCCCGGUGCCAUUUAUGACUUGAAUUUAUAUUUUUUUUUUAAAUCGGGGGGCGGGGAGCAGGGUGGCAGGGCGCGGGGAACUGGGGUCGAGCUUUCCCGCACCGGCCGCGGGGCUGGUCCCUCUCGCCCGUCGCUUUCCCUGGGGCGGCGGGGUGGGUCUGCGGGGAGGACCGCCCAGGGGCGGGGGGGCAAGUGCCGGUGCCUGUUUCCGGGCUCGGCUCGGGGCGCUGCGGUCUAGCAUCCGGCGUGCUCUUCAACCCCGUCGCGGCACCGGCAGUCCCGGGGCGAGCGGAGCGGAGCUGAACUGAACGGGACCGCACCGGAGCGAGCCCAGCCAUACCGAGACGAGCCGCGCCGCCGGUGAGUCGCGGCGGGCGCCGCCGCCGGGCCGGGCGGGGCUUGGCGCAACCAGUGUCGCGCUUGCAUCAGCCGUCGCCCGCACGUGGGGCUGGUGCGGGCGGCGGCCGGCACCUGCCGCGGCGCCCUGUCCCGAUCCUGACGUCCCCUGGACAGCGCCGGGCUCCCCGGCGGGAUGGGGCGUUAGCUGGCGGCUCCCCAGGGCUGGAGAUGCCCCCGCGGGAGACGGGGUGAGGGUCUCGAGCGGGGGCUGACGGCCCCGGCAACGGCCCUGGGCCGCGGCAGGAUGCAGUGGGCAGCGGGAGGCUCCUACCGGUGGGAGCUCUCGCCCGACACGUUGCUUCUCCUCUACCCACCCAUAGCUCACUGCGUGCUAUCCAUCUCCAACACCAGCGUGACAGCGUAGCUUUCUGCGAGAUACCUCUCCGGCCAUGGGCUAAGCCUCCCCGGAGCGAGCCAGUCCCCCUGAGCAGCUUUCCCUGGGCCAGCUCUGACGGGUGCUGGUAUGGGUCUGGGUGCUUAACGUGUUCCUUUCACUGGAUGCGGCAAAUCCCAGCGCAGCAGGGCCUGUGGGGGCUAGGUGCGGGAAACUGUCCCACAUCUUCCUGCUUGGCGCCUUUUUCUUUGUUGCUCUGAGAAUAGGGGCUGAGCACGUUUCUGCUGCCAGCCCCAUGCUUGCAGUUUGCAGAGCUUGUGUUGGGCAUCAGAAGUCCUUGGAUCAAUUGAGCAGUGUUGGGGAAGGCAGCCAGAGCUGUCUGGGCAGUGGAUGGGGGAGGGUGCUGGGGCACUUGUUCCAUUGAAAUCUGGCCCAGAGGCUGCCCUGGGCUGGGAUGGCUUCUUGGGCCAAGGCCAAAUGUGGCACAUGCCAGUCAGGAGGAGGUUUCUCCAAAAACAGGCUGGUUUGAUGGUUAUGGGGUACAGCUGAGCUGGUGGCUGCCACUGCAACCGUGGUAAUCCUGCUCAGUGGAAAAGGGUCAGAAAGUUAUCCUUGUGUGUACAUACACUAAUCCAUGCAACGUGGUAUCGGUGCUGCGCCAGGCGCCUGGCUGGAGCAUGUUUUGUUCCCCAAUGAAAUGAGCAGCCAGAGGGGAGAAGGCGCUGAUGGGUGGGUGGUACAACGCUGGGCAUGGGGUGCCAGACAUGGGCAUUGGGAGCCACUUUUCUUGUGGCUCCUCUCAUCCUGUGCCGGCUGCCUGCUCCACAGGGUGCUCGUCUCCCAGACCUUUUGGGGGAUGGGUGGCUGCUGUGAGCAAGGUGAGUGGGGAUGUUUGAUGUUUAGGGUGAUUACAGCCUGCAGAGUGUGCAGGCUGCUCAGCAAGCACCAUUGGCACGUGAGGGAUGUGCGCUGAGGGCCCAUGCUGUGUGUGUGUGUAGUGCAGAUGCUGGGAGCAAAGGAGGAAUGGCUCCGUCCCAGUGAGUCAGCCCAGCCUGCCAAAUCCUCCGCUGGAGGAAUGCUUUGUCUCCAUGCCAUCGCUGCUGUGCACGCCCAUGUGCCAGGCCUCUGAUGCGCCAGCAGUCAAGUUUGGGCUGAGGGAUCUCCAGGCUGCCAAAUCAGUGAAGAGUUGCUGGGAGACAGCAGGCAAGCUCUGGGAUGUGCCCAGGGCCCCCUGGUGGGGACUACACAGGGCUUACUCAAAGAGCCUUUCCCACCAUGGACUUGCUGGGCUCAUCCCUGGCUCGCUCUCCUGGUGCAGGGGCUGUGCAGGUGGAGUAUGCACAGCCCCACGGUGCCUUGGAGGGAGCUGCCAUGGUCUCUGCCCCACCAGCGUGGCAGGGGUUUGGUGCUGAUGGAUUGGCUGGGAGCAGGCACAGCUCCUGUGGGUGUUGCUGCCUGCUCUGCUCUCUGCAGUGUCGGUCCUGCUGCCUGCGGGACACGGAGCUUCACGGUCCUAGAGUCCCUUCUCUUGCAGGGGUUUUGAGCAGCUGAGCACCACCCACGAGAGGACAAGAUGUUUGGGGGAAGAAUAACCAGCGUUGGGAAGAAGCUGAUCCGCCGGCGUGUGGUGGAUCUGAGCUCUGAGGAUACGCGUUUUGCUCGCUGCCUCUCCACACUGGACCUCAUAGCCCUGGGGGUGGGCAGCACGCUGGGGGCUGGCGUGUACGUGCUGGCUGGGGAGGUGGCCAAGGAGAUGGCUGGUCCCUCCAUUGUUCUCUGCUUCCUGGUGGCUGCUCUUUCAUCGGUACUGGCCGGACUCUGCUAUGCAGAGUUUGGGGCCCGCGUCCCCAAGACUGGCUCUGCCUACCUCUACAGCUACGUCACCGUUGGUGAGAUCUGGGCUUUCACGACUGGUUGGAACCUCAUACUCUCCUAUGUGAUAGGCACGGCCAGCGUGGCUCGAGCCUGGAGCGCAGCAUUUGACAACAUCAUCGGCAACCACAUCUCCACCUUCUUCAUGAACAAGACCACAGUGCACCUACCAGGGGUGCUAGCUGAGCGCCCAGACUUCUUUGCCCUGAUCCUGAUUGGGCUGCUCACUGCACUGCUGGCCUUCGGCGUCAACGAAUCUGUCCUCGUGAACAAAAUCUUCACCGCAGUGAACCUGAUGGUGCUGGGCUUCGUCAUAAUUGCUGGCUUCGUGAAGGGAGACAUCAAGAACUGGCAGCUCUCGGUGGAGGACUACAUCAACCUCUCACACCUGGACCCACUGGAUGAUGUCAGGAAUAAAGCUUUUGGCUCUGGCGGGUUCGUCCCCUUUGGACUGGAAGGGAUCCUGACCGGCGCUGCCACCUGUUUCUACGCCUUCGUGGGAUUUGACUGCAUUGCCACCACAGGCGAGGAAGCCAGGAACCCACAGCGUUCAAUCCCCAUUGGCAUCAUUGUGUCCCUCCUCAUCUGCUUUGUGGCUUAUUUUGGGGUCUCCGCAGCCCUGACCCUCAUGGUGCCCUACUUCCUCCUGAACAAGGAGAGCCCCUUGCCCGAGGCUUUCAAGGCAGUAGGCUGGGAGCCCGCCCGUUACGCUGUUGCUGUUGGUUCACUCUGUGCCCUCUCCACCAGCUUGCUGGGCUCUAUGUUCCCUAUGCCCCGCGUGAUCUAUGCCAUGGCAGAGGAUGGGCUGCUUUUCAAGUUCCUCUCCACCAUCAACAGUCGCACGAAGACCCCUCUGUCAGCCACCAUCACCUCAGGGCUCCUUGCGGCGAUGUUGGCCUUCCUGCUUGACCUGAAGGACCUGGUGGACCUCAUGUCGAUCGGCACACUGCUGGCCUAUUCCCUGGUAGCAGUGUGCGUGCUUAUCCUCCGGUACCAGUCCGGGCAGCUGAACUCCCCAAAGGCCAUGGAAAUGCUGGAGCUGAACGGGAAUGAGGAGGAGAGGGUGAUAAUGAACCCAACUGUCACUGCUGCCAGCGCCCAGCAGAAAGAGAUGCUGUCCCUGGCAACACUCUUCAACCCGCCCACAGACACCCCCACCAUGCUCUCGGGGCGCAUUGUCUAUGCCUGUGUCUCGGUCAUCGCCACACUGAUCACAGUCAUCUGCGUGGUCCUGACCCUCAAGGUAACUGCACUGAAGGAUGCCAAUGUGGGAUGGAUUGUGGCCCUGGUGGUGCUUCUCGUGGCUCUGCUCAUUCCCACCAUCAUCGUUUGGAUGCAGCCGCAGAGCAAUGCACGGUUGAACUUCAAAGUACCUUUCCUCCCACUCCUGCCAAUCUUCAGCAUCUGCAUUAACAUCCUGCUGAUGGUACAGCUGAGUGCUGCGACCUGGGUGCUGUUUGCCAUCUGGAUGGCUGUGGGUUUUAUGAUUUAUUUUGGCUACGGGAUUCGGAACAGCGUGGAAGGGAAAAACGCGGAGGAAUCUUGUGCCACAGAAGAAAAGCCUCUGCACCACCCUGGACUGGACCUUGGCCCUGGGGCUGCUGCAGUCUGAGGGACCAGGCACCAGCACUCUGUAUUCCUGCUGGGGGACAAGAUGAUGAUCCACAUGGUACACCCCCCUCUCCCAUGGGGAGCGAGUCCCAGAGUCAGGACUGUGGAGCUGGGUCGUGUGCUGCCCUUUCCCCUCUUAGAGCAGAGGUCACGGAGAUGAGUUCCCAGGGUGAGUGGGAGUGCUGGUGAUCUGGGGCUGGUCUCUGCCAUCCCCUGACCCUGCCAAGGGGCCAUGACACCAGCACAGCCCUCCCACCAUGGAAGCUGCUGUCAGAAAUGCUGCUUUCCCUCCCACUGGUGUCCCCACACGAUGCUGCAGCUGUAUUUGUUCUGUCUGUCCAUGUGGCUGUGGUCACCACCUCCUCUCUGCUUUCUAAGCACCAGUGAGUACAUGGCAGCCACGGCCGGAAUCGUGCGAAGAGGCUUGGGGCAGCUUAUUCUGGUAUUGCCAACAGUCAAGUGCUCCCCAGCAGCACGGAGCUCAGCUGGCCAAAACCCUCUGUGCCUGGGUUUUGCAUCCCAUGCUGAGCCCUGUGCUGGCCUGGCCAUGCUGCUUGGUGUGAGCAUCUAGCUUUCAGGUGUCUGUGAAGAUGUCCACAGUGUAGCGGUACCAGUGUCCAGCCUCAUAUGCCUUUGUGUAAUUGGUGUUUUAACGUCGACUUUUGUACCUAUUAAACUAAAUGUUUUUUUAA